This is a messenger RNA of Daucus carota subsp. sativus, 2198 nucleotides long. Its product is annotated as protease Do-like 9. Gene Ontology annotation, biological process: proteolysis. Gene Ontology annotation, molecular function: protein binding; serine-type endopeptidase activity. The record is from RefSeq and is a predicted model, not a curated record. The coding region runs from base 101 to 1804 and encodes 567 amino acids. The transcript has 9 exons. Lineage: Eukaryota; Viridiplantae; Streptophyta; Magnoliopsida; Apiales; Apiaceae.
CCGCGUAUACAGCUCGGACCAAGCGACUAAUCCAUGACAUUCCCCGCCUUUACUUUUACAACUCUCCCCACAGUAACCCUAACCCUGACCUCAUCAAAAAAUGGGUCGAGGUCGUAAACGCAAAACCCCAAACCCCGAAACCCUAGACUCCCCAUCCCCCCAAAACGACGCCGUCCUGCCCAUCCCCACUCCCCACCUCACCAACCCCACCGCCACCACCUCAACCAACAACAACCCAAUCCGCCGCCGUGGCCGGCCCAAGAAAACCCCCCAAGCCCAACCCCAACCCGCCGAGCCCAACCCAACUCCCUCCCCGACCCGCCACAUUGAGACCAACGGCCAUAACGGACUAGACCACAAUUCCGUUGAUUCUGAUUACGAGAAUGUCGGGGGGAGUCGCGGUGUUCCGUCGAUGGAAGCGGUGGUGAAGGUGUUUUGUGUCCACACUGAUCCGAAUUUCUCGCUGCCGUGGCAGAGGAAGAGGCAGUAUAGUUCUAGUAGCAGUGGCUUUGUUAUUGCUGGCAGGAGGGUCUUGACUAAUGCACAUUCUGUUGAGCAUUUCACGCAGGUUAAGGUUAAGAAGCGCGGCUCCGAUACCAAGUAUGUGGCCACUGUGCUUGCCGUUGGGACCGAGUGCGAUAUCGCCCUUCUUACCGUAGCUGAUGAUGAGUUCUGGGAAGGGGUGUCCCCUGUGGAAUUUGGGGAUUUGCCUACCCUUCAAGAUGCUGUGACAGUUGUGGGUUAUCCCAUUGGCGGGGAUACCAUAUCCGUCACGAGUGGGGUUGUUUCACGCAUAGAGAUUCUAUCAUAUGUUCAUGGCUCCACUGAGCUUGUGGGAUUGCAGAUAGAUGCUGCUAUUAACUCCGGAAAUUCUGGAGGACCUGCCUUUAGUGACAGGGGUGCAUGCGUAGGUAUUGCUUUCCAAUCCCUUAAACAUGAUGAUGCAGAGAAUAUAGGAUAUGUCAUUCCAACACCAGUCAUCAAGCACUUCAUUCAAGAUUAUGAGAAAAAUGGAGGAUACACAGGAUUUCCUAUUCUUGGGAUUGAAUGGCAGAAGAUGGAAAAUCCAGAUCUGCGCAUGUCAGUGGGGAUGAAACCUAAUCAGAAGGGUGUUCGAAUAAAAAGAAUUGACCCAAGUGCACCAGAAUCUCAGGUUUUGAAGCCGUCAGAUAUUAUACUAAGUUUUGAUGGGGUUGAUAUUGCUAAUGAUGGAACAGUUCCAUUCAGGCAUGGAGAGCGGAUAGGUUUUAGUUAUCUUGUUUCACAGAAAUACACCGGAGAUAAUGCAACAAUCAAAGUUCUACGCAACUCUGAAAUAUUUGAAUUUGAUAUCAAACUUGGAUCCAACAGAAAGCUUAUUCCAGUUCACAUCAAAGGCAGACCCCCGUCAUAUUACAUUAUUGCAGGAUUUGUAUUUACAACUGUAUCAGUACCCUAUCUUCGUUCAGAGUAUGGGAACAGUUAUGAUCUUGAAGCUCCGGUCAAGCUAUUGGACAAACUCUUGCACGAAAUGCCUCAAUCUCCUGAUGAACAGAUUGUUGUGGUCUCUCAGGUACUCGUUGCUGAUAUCAAUAUAGGAUACGAAGACAUUGUCAACACCCAGGUUCUUGCUUUCAAUGAUAACCCUGUGAAGAAUCUGAAGAGCUUGGCCAGCAUGGUAGAGAAUUGCACUGCUGAAUUUUUAAAAUUUGAUUUGGAAUAUCAGCAGAUUGUUGUCCUUCAGACAAAGAAAGCGAAAGCUGCUACUGUUGAUAUCUUAAAAACACACUGUAUACCUUCAGCCAUGUCUGACGAUCUCAAGUGAGAGGUGUUGAUUGUGAUUUGUAUCAUGAUUGACUCUCUUGUGAGACGGGGCUUCUCUUACACUUGAAUACGUUAAUCCAUCAUGAUUGAUUGUCUUGUGAGACAGGGCCUUUCUUUUCACUUGAAUACAUUAAUCCAUCUCAAUCUCCUACUCGCACCAGAUCUUAGUUCUUUGCUUUAGGCCACAUAUUGCAUAAAUAUAUACUUUUUUUUCCUGAUGUAGUUGGAGGUACUAGUCAUACACUUUUGUGUAGAAAGCUUUUUGAUAGAAGGAACAGAGGAUUUUAUAUCUUGACAGCCUUCUUGUAGUCAUUUUUGGACAACUCUUGACAUGUUCCAGAUAUGUUAUAAUGUGAGCUUUCGACAAGACUAAAUUGUCGGAAAAGAUUUAGCAA